GCUACGAUGAUAGAGAAAACGAUCUCUUUCUCUGCGACACCAAUACCUGUAAAUUUGAUGGGGAGUGUUUAAGGAUUGGAGACAGUGUGACUUGUGUCUGUCAGUUCAAGUGUAACAAUGACUAUGUGCCCGUGUGCGGCUCCAACGGUGACACCUACCAGAACGAAUGCUACUUGAAACAGGCUGCCUGCAAGCAGCAGAGCGAAAUACUCCUGGUGUCCGAAGGAUCGUGUGCCACGGAUGCUGGCUCAGGAUCUGGGGAUGGAGGUAAGAGCCAUCUCUUAAUAUCUCUGUACUUAUGUGUACACAUAUUGUCUUUCACAAUUUCAGCUU
Messenger RNA from Pterocles gutturalis (yellow-throated sandgrouse), 333 nucleotides. RefSeq names its product tomoregulin-2-like. The record is from RefSeq and is a predicted model, not a curated record. Gene Ontology annotation, molecular function: protein binding. Lineage: Eukaryota; Metazoa; Chordata; Aves; Pterocliformes; Pteroclidae. Gene Ontology annotation, biological process: cell differentiation; multicellular organism development. The annotation marks the transcript as partial. The transcript has 3 exons.